AUGACCUACUCGCGGGCUCAGAGACGAGCCCAAGAGCGCAACGAGAAGCUUCUCCGUCUAGAUGGCAAGGGUGUUCACUUUCCUCCCGGACCCUGUCUAGGUUCAGACAAGAUCGCGGCUAUGGCCAUGCGCAUUCUUCGUUUGGAACCUUCCGAAGUCUGUCCCAAGCCAGACUAUAAGGAAUUUAAGUUCAACUUGUGGCAAAUCAUUCUUUACACCACGCUGGUCGCCGAUCACGAGAAAGAGAUCGAAUUUAACUCCCAUCCCUUCUGGUCCAGGGUUCUCGACAGGUGCCUUGGCAGCGUUCCGUUCGGAUUGCCUAUUGUAUCAGAAGAAGUUUCAAAGCAUGGAAGGCGCGUCAAGAAUGCUGUCUUUCGGAUUGUCAACGCGUAUCGAAAGGCUCGGAGGAGUUACGUUCAACUACACAUGGAUGAAGACAAUUCGCAACCUGACUUCACCCUGUUGGGUCACUUGGACGAACUUGAGGAAUUCGAAAAACCUCAUCUGCGUACCCAAAGACGAAACCGCCGAAAGCUCCGAAAUGGCAAUCGCGAUGUCCCCCGGAUUCUGCAUGAUAACGCAGCCCUGACCGCCUAG
Messenger RNA from Colletotrichum gloeosporioides, 597 nucleotides. RefSeq lists its product as uncharacterized. Lineage: Eukaryota; Fungi; Ascomycota; Sordariomycetes; Glomerellales; Glomerellaceae. The transcript has a single exon. Bases 1 to 597 code for a protein of 198 amino acids. The record is from RefSeq and is a predicted model, not a curated record.